GUGUCAGACAGACACUCCAUCACACUACGCUGCCUUCUUUAAUAUAUUUUCAGAUCAAUCCAUCAAAACCCUCUCACCCACACACACAGAGAGUUCUGCAGCCAUUCUUCAAUGGCGAAUUCUCAGAGAAGGCCGGCGGCCGUAUUGGAUCCCGUCUACUAUCCAGUAGUCGCAUUGGUGUUAGUCCUCGUUGCGUGCGUCGACCUGUGCGAUGCCAUCACAGUCGUCGACGUUUACCGGCUCGUUCAGUACGAUCUAUCUGGCGUCCCGUUCGGAUCUCGCCUCGCUACUCUCAAUCACCACGCCGGUUCUUCGCUCUUCGCUUCUGUCGAUCUCUCUCGCACUGUACUCAUGCUUCCCGUUCGUGAGUUGAACCUCGAUCUCAUUAAAGGAUAUAUUGGACAAGGGAAGCUUUUAGGGGGCUUACUGCUUUUACUGCCUCCUAAAUUUAGUCUAGAAAAAGUAGACGCUGCAGCUGGCGAUGAUGGUGAUUUUGACCUUCUGAGGAAUAAAGUGUCUGAGCUGGAGCGGUUGCUUAUACAUGCUAACAUCCCUUACCCUGUAUAUUUUGCUUUUGAGGAUGAUAAUAUCAAUGCUGUACUAGCUGAAGUCAAGAGAAAUGAUGCUAGUGGUCAACCUGCAACUGCUACUACAGGCGGAUACAAGCUUGUUGUUGCUGCCUCAGAUCCUAAGAGAAUUGCAUCUCCCACCAUUGCAAAUAUUCAGGGAUGGUUACCUGGACUGAAACUUGACGGGGACUCGAGCCAACUCCCUACUAUUGCCAUAGUUGCUUCAUACGACACCUUUGGGGCUGCACCGGCAUUGUCAGUUGGAAGUGAUAGCAAUGGAAGUGGUGUCGUGGCUCUUCUUGAGAUAGCUAGGCUGUUCUCGGUUCUGUAUUCAAAUCCUAAAACAAGAGGUAGAUAUAAUUUACUUUUCGGAUUGACAUCUGGUGGGCCUUAUAACUACAACGGAACUCAGAAGUGGCUUCGAAGUUUUGACCAACGUCUACGUGAGAGUAUAGACUAUGCCAUUUGCUUGAAUAGUCUUGGGUCCUUGGGCAAUGAGUUACAUCUUCAUGUUUCAAAACCUCCCGAAAACGCGUACAUUCAACAAAUAUUUCAGGGUUUCUCUAGUGUAGCAGAAGAAUCGGGGCUUCAAGUUGGUCUUAAGCACAAGAAAAUAAACAUCUCCAGUCCUCGAGUAGCCUGGGAGCAUGAACAGUUUUCAAGGCUGAGAGUUACUGCAGCAACAAUUUCUGAGCUUUCAACUGCACCUGAAUUGCUAGAAAGCACUGGCGGUCUGUCUGAUAACAGACAUUCUGUGAGUGAAGCCUCAAUUAUUCGAAGUGUCAAGCUUGUUGCUGAAAGUCUAGCAAGACAUAUAUACGGCCAGGAAGGGAAAAACACAAAUAUAUUUUCCGACAAUAGUAGUUUGGCUGUUAAUCCUUCCUAUGUACGGUCUUGGCUGGACCUUUUGUCCAGGACUGCUCGAGUGGCACCUUUUCUUCCUAAGAAUGACCCACUCAUCAUGGCACUGCACAAGGAAUUAGCUGAUCAUACUGCUGAGGUGAAUAUACAGCAUGAGACAUUAGAUGGAGUGUUUACUUUUUACGAUUCAAUUAGUGGCAGGUUACAUAUAUAUCAGGUUGCCAGUGUGACAUUCGACUUGCUUUUGCUGUUAGUUCUCGGAUCAUACUUGAUUACACUUUUCAGUUUUCUUGUCAUCACCACCAGGGGUCUUGACGAUCUUAUCAGUCUGUUCCGCCGUCCUCCAUCUCGGAAAGUGAAAACUGCUUGAUUCUCGAUGCCAGACAACUUCAGCUUCAGGCUCCAGCAAAUUCUGAAGCUUGCUUUACGUUUUGUAGGCUCAAGGAAAAUCGUCCUUGGAUGAGUUGCUCCCUACUGAUCUGUAGUUUGUCGUGGUUAGAAAGUUUUCAACGUUCCAUGGGAGAAAUUACACAUUUUUUGCUCCGAUAGUGAAAUACGUAUUUAUAAAUUUUUGCUGAGUUACGAAUGCACUUCUCAUAGCCGGCUACCUAGAGGCACAGUUUCGAGCUUCCUUGUAUAGACUAUUAAUUUGUAGACAGUAAACCAAAUGAAGCUAUGUUCUUGAAAAAUAAGAUGCUUCAAAAUGGCAUAUCACUGGAUGUUAUUAUUAUUUUUUUCACAGGCAAUUCGUUUGUGGAGAUGGUAUUAGGUUUUUA
Molecule: messenger RNA, 2206 nt
Organism: Nicotiana tabacum (common tobacco)
Lineage: Eukaryota; Viridiplantae; Streptophyta; Magnoliopsida; Solanales; Solanaceae
Biological process (GO): regulation of signal transduction
Cellular component (GO): membrane
Source: RefSeq, a predicted model, not a curated record